Molecule: messenger RNA, 2260 nt
Organism: Zonotrichia albicollis (white-throated sparrow)
Lineage: Eukaryota; Metazoa; Chordata; Aves; Passeriformes; Passerellidae
Source: RefSeq, a predicted model, not a curated record
CAGGACUCCUUUCCAACAGACACAAACCAGAAGCCAGCUCUCUCCUUAACACCUGAGCCCACACUGCCUGCCCCUGAGAAAGAACUGAAAGGAGUCAAGUUUUCAGAGGUGGCAGUGAUUUUGGACCCAGAGCCCGGAGAUGAUGAGUCUGAGGACGAUGAACCUGGAGAUGAUGAGUCUGAAAACGAUGAGUCUGGUGAUGAUGUAUCUCUCUGAUAAGAACACUCCAUGAAGAACAUUUUUAGAAAAACCACAAUGAGACUCAUUGGAACAGCUCAGAAUUAAAUGAGCAAUAAGAAUAUGGGAAUGUUAUCCAGAUUUUAAUUUUGUUGCUGUUUUAAGGAUGGAUGAGGAAGAGAACAAGCAAUAUGAGGGAAGGGCUGCAGUGCUGAGCUGCAGGGCUGCUUUCCCAGCAGCAGCGCUGUCUCACUGUGUAUUUAAUUUCUUCUGGCACGUGUCAAAGACAAGACAAUAAACCCGAUUCCAGAGGCGCUGCCUUGUCAUUGCUUCAGAUCGAGUAAUUCGGGGACAUCAAUUCCGUUCCUUUGCGCAGAAUCGUCCGCCGCAGCGUCUGAAAACCAGAGUCUGUUUUCUAAUUUUCCUGUUCUCCUCCAUAUUUUUUUUGUACAGUGAAAGAGUCUGGUGAGAAACAUAAGGGAUCUGUUGAAAUUCCUAACCUGUCAGAAGAAAAUGAGGUAGAUGAUACAGAGAUAAAUGUUAGCAAGAAGAAAGGGGAAGGUGAUGUGCUGAAGGAGCUGAUGAGAACUGAAGGAACCACCAAAGUCAGAGAGGCCCUGAGGGACUACCUGAAAGCACUUAAAACAGAGUUCACCUUGGGAAUGAUCCUGCCCACAAAAGCCGCUGUAGGUCAGGAGCUGGCCAUGGAGCGCAAAGCAGGCGGGAGCCCUGUGCAGGACUCUGUUACACCACAGGCUCUGGAUAUGGUGGGAGUAAAAAUUCCAACGGUGAGGAUACACAUGAGGGAAGUCUUCAACUCUCCAGCUGAUAAACUGUACAGCAUCUUCACAAAGAAGGAAUUGGUACAGAAAUUCUCCAAGUGCCCAGCUGUGAUUGAAGCAGAGAAAGGAGGCAAACUCCAGAUGUUUGAGGGCUGUGUCAGUGGUGAAUACACAGAACUGGUGCCAAGCCAAAGGCUGGUCCUGAAGUGGCGGUGUAGGAGCUGGCCUGAGGAACAUUAUGCAACUGUGGCCUUGACCUUCCAGGACCUGGCGGCUCAGUCGGAGCUGGAGCUGGAGUGCAAAGGGGUUCCUGUCUCCCACGAAGAGAGUACAAGACAAUGCUGGAAGAAGCAAUAUUUUGAAGAAAUACAUCUUUUACUGCAGCAAUCAAAAGACAGCAUGGAAUGAUAACAGCACUGUAGUUUUGUUAGGGCAUUACUUUUUAUACUUUGUUAACAUUUGGUUUUCUAAAAAAAGAAAAAAUAUAAUUUAUUUGUGGGAAGAAUAAAGACCCACUUCUAUGAGACUGUACAUAGUUUAAGCACUAUUUAUGGGUUUUUAGGGAAUGAGAGGCAAGUCAGACUGUGUACAUCCACAGCUUUACCUGGGGACAGUGAUCUCUGUUCUGCUUGCUUGGAACUUGAGAGUGACAAUGAUCCACUUGCACUGAGCCCUGCCUUCAGAGGCAGGAGAGAUACACCAUCAGUAGAAGCAUUUCCAGUUCCUUACUGUUCAGUGUAUCAAGUGGCAGAAUGAAAUCCCUGGAGGAGACGGAGUUCCCAGCAGAGGUGAGCUGCAAGGGAUUACAAAACUGCUGAUCCAUUUCAACAAUUGGGGGUGUCAUUUACAGCCUCUGUGGAAUACUUGCUAGGUGCUUUUAACUGCAGACUGUUUGCAGCUGCAGUGUUAGGGAAGAUAAUUAACAAUGUCAUGUAAUUAUUAGGCCUGCAUGCACUGUACUCCCUCCCUUGACCUCGGUGUGACAUUUAUUUAGGAAGAAACAAACAGUAGUAGUGCUUUCUUUCUGCAGUUCUGUAAAACCUAAAACCUUCCACUGAAAUGAUUCACAGCCCUCUGCAAUGCUGUACCUCAAAGACAACAAGUGUAAAGAGAAUUUUGACAGGAACAGAUUGUAAUUCCUAAUACAACCAUCUCGAGGUGAGCAAGGAUGACUUAGGUCUCAGAUGCUUUAUAAAUAAAGUGUACAAAUGAAAUAUGCAAUCUGAAACAAUCUGACCACAACAGGGCAGGCUGCUUUUGGAAAACAUGCUUGGCUCAAUAAAAAUAUGACUUUACAUCAA